Molecule: messenger RNA, 3009 nt
Organism: Anoplopoma fimbria (sablefish)
Lineage: Eukaryota; Metazoa; Chordata; Actinopteri; Perciformes; Anoplopomatidae
Gene: itfg1
Product: integrin alpha FG-GAP repeat containing 1
Exons: 18
Coding region: 43-1827 (594 amino acids)
Cellular component (GO): plasma membrane
Source: RefSeq, a predicted model, not a curated record
GCUGGUGUUGUUGUGAGGAGCUGUGCCUGCACUAGAAGAAGGAUGUGGAUACUACAAUUCAAUAUUUGGGCAUUUUUGUUGCUUUUUGUGGGACAGUAUCGCUCAUUCGCCCUUCAAGAUGUGACAGUCGACCUUUUCGGUGCCGAAAAUUACGGGACGGUGGCCGCGUUUGGAGAUUUCUACGCGGAUAAGCAGACAGACAUGUUCAUUAUCAGAGGGCAGUCUGAACUGGUGAUAUUCUUGGCUGACUCGAAACCACCUUACUUCAAGCCCAAAGUUAACAUCUCCAAGGACAUCUUACCAGGGGAGAACGUCUUCACCAGUGUGGUUCCCGGGGACUAUGAUGGAGACUCUCAGAUGGACGUCCUUCUUACAACUCAGAGCCAGAACUCCAAGAUGACAACUGUUUUCAUCUUUUGGGGGAACAACCAGACAUUAGAUGUGAGUGGGUGGCUCAAGCUGAACAAGACCUUUACAGAUCAACCUCUUGUUAUGGAUUUCAAUGGGGACAUGAUCCCGGAUAUUUUCGGAGUCACCAAUUCCGAACCACCCCUAUUCACCGAAGUGUGCUAUCUCACCAAAAGGGCUCAAGUGUGGGGGAAAGCACUGAGUUCACCUGUCAACAUGCGCAACCCUCACUCUAACGCUUUCAUUGACCUCAACAGGGACUUCACCGCUGAUCUGUUCCUGACAACUGAAGGGCCUAUGUUUGAGACCUGGAUCAGCAAGGACGGGAACUUCGUCAGAGAAGACGUCAUGCCGUCAGAGCCACCAUCCAAGUUUGUCGGGCAGUCCUCCUUCGCCGACUUCGAUGGUGAUGGCUACCAGGACCACCUCCUCCCCGUGUGUCUGGAUGCCGCCUGUCAACGCAGUGCCAUCUACCUGGCCAAGUCGGGCUCAAAGGAGUGGGAACCAGUGCUGUUGGAUUUCCAGCGGAAGGAAACGAUUUGGAGCUUUGCGCCAGGGAAACCCGGCCAACCCAUGGCCCUGCACUUCGGGGACUACAACCUGGAUGGCUUCCCUGAUGCCCUGGUGGUCCUCCGCAACACCAGUGGCAGUGCUCAGCAGGCCUUUCUGUUGGAGAACGUGCCCUGUAACAACGCCAGUUGCCAUAGCGUUGGGAGGAUGUUCCACAUCCACUGGGAACAGUCGGAUUUGGGAGCCAUCCAAAAUGCCGUCAUGGCAACAUUCUUUGACAUCUAUGAGGACGGUAUAUUAGACAUGCUGGUUCUGAGCAAGGCAGAGGGCAAAACCGACUUGAUCAUCCACGCUUUGAAGAACAAUUAUGAAGCUGAUGCCUACUUCGUUAAAGUGAUGGUGCUCAGCGGCCUCUGCUCCAAUGACUGUCCAGAAGAUGUCAAGCCUGUUGGUGUUAACCAGCCAGGUCCAUAUGUCAUGUACACCACAACGGACUCCAACGGCAACCUGAAGAACGCCUCAGCCGGUCAGUUGAGCCAGUCGGCUCACUUCUCCCUCCAGCUGCCCUACACUGUGCUGGGCCUCGGACGGAGCGCCAACUUCCUGGAUCACCUUUUCGUCGGCAUCCCCCGGCAGCCUGGAGAGACGGAAAUAAGGAAGAAGGAGUGGACGGCCAUCAUUCCCAACUCUCAGCUCAUCGUCAUCCCCUUCCCACACAACCAGCCCCGCAGUUGGAGCGCUAAGUUGUACCUGACUCCCAGCAACAGCGUGUUGCUGACUGCCAUUGCACUGAUCGGAGUGUGCGUCUUCAUCCUCGUCAUUAUUGGCAUCCUCCAUUGGCAAGAGAAGAAAGCGGACGACCGGGAGAAGAGGCAGGAAGCCCACCGUUUCCAUUUCGAUGCCAUGUGAAGGAGGAGAACUGCAUCAUGGGAGAACAUCCUCUCCGCCUUCGCCUCACCCUCCUUCCCCCGUCACACACACAUUUUCACUCAGUCUCGUUUUCAAGGGCCAAUAAACGGAUCCUCGUUUGCCCCAAAACGUUUCCUUUUUAUAUUUCUCAGUCCUUCAGUCAGAUGUGAAAUAUUUAUGUUCCCUUUCAUAUAUUCAUUCCAGUGUUAGAUGUACAGGAGCUCCAACAAGGCCAUGGAGACUUGGGGGAAAUCCUAAUGGAGAUAAAGCAGGGAUUUCUUUGGACCGGCUGUAGUCAGCAGCAUGAUGAUCAUUGGUGUUAUUAGAGGAUCAUUUUUUAUCAAAAAUGACCCCAUAUUUCUGUUAAAACGUCUGACAAAUGACUCCAACAUUGUUAGUUAUAUUGUUUGUUUAUUCACUGGAAGGGAAGCACUUGUGUCAUUGAGUGUUUAAAAUGUUUAAUGUUACUUGAAAUCAGUGUGUGUGUGUGUGUUACUGUCCAUUGUCUUCGUCCAGUUGAUUUACCUCUGUCUGUUUUCAUUUUAUUGAAUUACAGUAAAGAAAUUCUUCCGAUUUUUUAUUACCUGUGAAAUUAAACUGAACUGUAUUCUGUGAGAUCAAUCUCAGCCUUGCAACCGCAGCAGCACCUAGUGCAAAACGAACACAAUAUGGAUAAUAUGACACACGCAACAUCAUGAUUCUGUGGAACAUUUCUGUGCUACCAAUCUCACCAACAAAUGAUGAAAUGCCUUCGGGUCUGCUGAGUGCAAAUUCGUCUUUUUCUCAGUUGAUCAUAUCACAGUGCAUCAUCGGAGUGCCAAAAAAAAAGUGUUACUCUGUUGCAUCCUGCACAUUUCUAAUGCUACUGCAUCGAGGCUCAGCGAAAAGUCUCAAAUAAUGGUUUUGAACUGCUGAAGAAGGCACCGUUUACUCCCGCUUGUUUCGAGAUGCGGUUUUAUUUUCUGUUGUCUUUCUUUUCUAAAGAUAAACAGGUCAAGCGUUUAGUGUUCUUCGAUAUUUAUUUCACUAGAAUGAGCUCAUGCCUUUACAAGCGGUUUGCACUUUUAAACGAAUGAUUAAUUGCUGGUGUAUGUAAUUUAUUUCAUUUUGGCAAUUUGUUUUACAAAUGAAUGUUCAAGCUACUAAUUGUGUUUACUUACUGAGGUUUCGAAUAAAGGUUUC